GUUUUCUUGUGUUUCGUGGCGCUGAAGGAAUUUGCUGCUCUCACAAAAGAAGUGAAUAUGUGUCGAGAGCAGCUGCUGGAGCGAGAGGAGGAGAUCGCCGAGCUGAAAGCAGAGAGAAACAACACACGCUUGUUGCUGGAGCAUCUGGAGUGUCUGGUGUCUCGUCACGAGCGUUCUCUGAGAAUGACCGUAGUCAAGCGUCAGGCUCAGUCUCCCGCCGGCGUCUCCAGUGAGGUGGAGGUGCUCAAGGCGCUCAAAUCUCUCUUCGAGCACCACAAAGCCCUGGAUGAGAAGGUGAGAGAGCGUCUGCGUGUGGCUCUGGAGAGAUGCAGCAUGCUGGAGGAGCAGCUCACAGCCGCUCAUAAAGAGCUGGUGUUUCUCACGGAGCAGAGUAAUCAGAAGAGGGUGAUGAUUGAUGGAUCAGCAGAAGUGAAUCACAGCUCUGAUGCAGCACCAAACACUAAUGGCCAGCAGCGCUUGUCAGACGUCUCUAUGGGUGCAGAGGAGGAUUGUGGGAAGGACGGGGAGCUGCAGGAGGCGAUGGACAGACAGAGUAAGGAGCUCCUGCACCUGAAGGAGCGUGUGGCGUCUCUCUGCAGCCACGUCGCUGAGCUGGAGGAGGAUCUGGACACGGCCCGCAAAGACCUCAUCAGGUCCGAGGACAUCAACAGCCGCCUGCAGAGAGACUUACGAGAGUCUCUGGCUCAGAAGGAAGACAUGGAGGAGAGGAUCACCACGCUGGAGAAGCGCUACCUAGCGGCUCAGAGAGAAGCCACGUCUGUCCACGACCUCAACGACAAACUGGAGAACGAGAUCGCCAACAAGGACUCGCUGGUCUGCCAGAUGGAGGACAAGGGCCGGCAGCUGCAGGAGCGUCUGGAGCUGGCGGAGCAGAAGCUGCAGCAGACGCUGCGUAAGGCCGAGACGCUGCCGGAGGUGGAGGCAGAGCUGGCUCAGAGGGUCGUGGCCCUCACUAAGGCGGAGGAGCGUCAUGGGAAUGUGGAGGAGCGUCUCAGACAGAUGGAGGCUCAGCUGGAGGAGAAGAACCAGGAGCUGCUCAGGGCCCGUCAGCGAGAGAAGAUGAAUGAAGAGCACAACAAACGUCUGUCGGAGACGGUGGACAAACUGCUGUCUGAGUCCAACGAGAGGCUGCAGCUGCACCUGAAGGAGCGCAUGUCUGCGCUGGAGGACAAGAACACUCUGAUCCGGGAUCUGGAGCACACCAAGAAGCUGAUAGAAGAGGCUCAUCAUGAGAAGGAGCAGCUGCUCAUCCAGAUCGAGAGCAUGAGGACCGAACACGAGCGCGGCCGCAGCAGGAGCAACUCUCUGCUGCAUCAUGGGCGCGGUACGCCGGACUUCAGGUACCCGGUGUCGGUGUCGUCAGCGCUGGACAGUCACUGCAGCGGAGCGCUGGUGCUCAGACGACCGCAGAAGGGCCGCGUGUCUGCGCUGCGAGACGAGCCCUCGAAGGUGCAGACACUGGACGAGCAGGAGUGGGACCGGCUGCAGCAGGCUAAUGUUCUGGCUAGCGUGGCUCACGCGUUUGAGAGCGACAUGGACGUGUCAGACGUGGAGGACGACAGAGAUACGGUCUUCAGCUCCAUGGACCUCCUGUCUCCUGCUGGACAGGCAGACGCUCAGACGCUCGCCCUGAUGCUGCAGGAGCAGCUGGAUGCCAUCAACAACGAGAUACGGAUGAUCCAGGAGGAGAAGGAGAGCACCACGCUGAGAGCCGAGGAGAUCGAUAUCCACGUGGGCAGCGGAGAUGAUCUGGGCGGCCGCUUCCGCUCCAUGACGUCCCUCCAGCCCUCUUUCCACAGCUCUUCUCCGCCCGGAUCCGGUCACUCCACGCCCCGCCGGCCCUCACACAGCCCCAGCCGAGAGCUGGACCGCAUGGGGGUCAUGACCCUGCCUAGUGAUUUGCGGAAGCAUCGUAGGAAGUGCGCACAAGACGAUAAAGCCACUAUCAGAUGCGAGACGUCUCCUCCGUCCACACCGUCCUCCGUGAGACUCCAUAAAGGAGCGCUGCACACCGCCAGCCACGAGGACAUCAGAGACAUACGGGGCGCCGGGCUGCAGGACGGAGCGGGCAGUAAUCCCAGCAGCAGCAACAGCAGUCAGGACUCACUCAACAAAGGAACCAAGAAGAAGAGCAUCAAGUCCUCCAUCGGCCGACUGUUCGCAAAGAAAGAGAAGGCUCGAGCCAGUCCGCUGGGGAAAGAGUCUCCUGGGCCAGCUACGCCUGAUGGAGGAAGCUCACAGGACGCCAUGACGCUCGGGAAACUGGGCGGCCCUGCAGAGAAGAACCGCAAACUGCAGAAGAACCCAAACUCAGGACACGAGUUGCUGGAGGAAGCCUGUCGACAGGGUCUGCCCUUCGCUCUCUGGGAUGGUCCUACGGUGGUGGUGUGGCUCGAGCUGUGGGUCGGGAUGCCUGCGUGGUAUGUAGCGGCGUGCCGUGCUAAUGUGAAGAGCGGAGCCAUCAUGUCUGCUCUGUCCGACACGGAGAUCCAGCGCGAGAUCGGCAUCAGCAACCCUCUUCACCGCCUCAAACUACGCCUCGCUAUUCAGGAGAUCAUGUCUCUCACCAGCCCUUCGGCGCCAACUACCUCCAGAACGUCUUCUGGAAAUGUCUGGCUCACACACGAGGAGAUGGAGAGUUUGGCCGCCACGCCGCUCACGGAGGAUGAGGAGGGCAGCUGGGCCCAGACUCUGGCGUAUGGGGACAUGAACCACGAGUGGAUCGGUAACGACUGGCUGCCGGGCCUCGGUCUGCCUCAGUACCGCAGCUACUUCAUGGAGUCUCUGGUGGACGCUCGUAUGCUGGAUCAUCUGACCAAAAAAGACCUGCGCAGUCAGCUCAAAGUAGUGGACAGCUUCCACAGGAACAGUUUUCAGUGCGGCGUGAUGUGUUUGAGACGACUGAACUACGACAGGAAAGAGCUGGAGCGGAGGCGUGAGUCCCAGGCGGAGGUCAAAGAUGUGCUGGUGUGGACGAACGAGCGCGUGCUCGGCUGGGUCCAGGCCAUCGGGCUGAAGGAGUAUGCUGGGAAUCUUCUGGAGAGCGGCGUUCACGGAGCGCUCCUCGCUUUAGACGAGUCCUUCGACCACAACGCCUUGGCGCUGCUGCUGCAGAUCCCUACACAGUGCACACAGGCGAGAGCGGUGCUGGAGCACGAGUACAGCCGUCUGUUAGCCGCGGGAACAGAGAGGACACUCGAGGAGGAUGACGACAAGAACUUCCGCCGCGCACCGUCCUGGAGGAAGAAGUUCCGGCCCAAAGACGUGCGCUCUGCCGACACACUGCCAGCCAGCUUCAGAGUGAGCACUGCAGACGCACUGACCAAGAAACCACAGCUGGACGGAGGUGUGAGUGUACAGCGUCUGGAUUCUGCUGCGGUCAGAACUUACUCCUGCUGAUGGGUGUCAGCGGAGGAGGACGAGCGUUUCAGAGGAGGACCUUCACAGACCCGGCGUCCCAUCAGAACUCUGUCAGACCUUAGAUUUGACGCCUCUAUUCAUGUAAAGCGAGCGACGUUCACUAAUUUAGCAGUGUCUCGUAUCGACUGUUGCUUGAUUUGAUUUGGUCAUCU
This is a messenger RNA of Sinocyclocheilus rhinocerous, 3593 nucleotides long. Its product is annotated as liprin-alpha-1. NCBI's taxonomy places the organism in Eukaryota, Metazoa, Chordata, Actinopteri, Cypriniformes, Cyprinidae. Gene Ontology annotation, molecular function: protein binding. The record is from RefSeq and is a predicted model, not a curated record. Gene Ontology annotation, biological process: synapse organization. The transcript has 30 exons. Gene Ontology annotation, cellular component: presynaptic active zone. The coding region runs from base 58 to 3420 and encodes 1120 amino acids.